Aspergillus pseudotamarii is the source of this 2451-nucleotide messenger RNA. RefSeq lists its product as uncharacterized. The coding region runs from base 1 to 2451 and encodes 816 amino acids. The record is from RefSeq and is a predicted model, not a curated record. The transcript has 7 exons. NCBI's taxonomy places the organism in Eukaryota, Fungi, Ascomycota, Eurotiomycetes, Eurotiales, Aspergillaceae. Gene Ontology annotation, molecular function: 2 iron, 2 sulfur cluster binding; FAD binding; monooxygenase activity. Gene Ontology annotation, biological process: secondary metabolite biosynthetic process.
AUGGCUCCUCGCAUUCACAUUAAGCAACAACAAACCCGCUCCAAAUCAUGUCGACUUGACAUUCUGAUUGUCGGAGCCGGUCUGGCAGGGCUGGGCUCUGCCAUUAGUUGUGCUCUCGUCGGUCACUCCGUUCACAUUCUCGAAGCUGCCCAGGAAAUUAAAGAAGUCGGCGCCGGUAUCCAGGUUCUUCCGAACAGCUCGCGCGUUCUCCAACACUGGGGCCUGGAGAAGGCGUUAACCCCGCAUAUGACGGUUCCGAGCGUCUGUAACUUUAUUGGAUGGAAGGGGAAUAAAAUCUCCCACUUAGACUUUCAUGAAUCCGAGAGCAAUUAUCCUGGAACAUGGUAUCGGGAUUUUCAUCGUGCUGAUCUCCAGCGGUGUCUUGUUGACAGAGCUCUGGAGCUCGGGGUACAAAUGACCUGCAAUGCACGCAUUAGAACCGUCCAUGUGAGCGAUGAUGGCGCCACCGCAACCAUCGUGGCAGCGGAUGGUAGGCAGUGGGAAGGCGAUCUAGUGAUCGGAGCCGACGGCGUAUUUGGAAGGUUGACGGAGGAGUUGCUUGGACGCAGCAAUCCCCCAGUCAAAACCGGGGAUCUCGCAUAUCGUCUGUUAUUGUCGACUGAAGAGAUGCGGAAGGACCCCGAGUUGGCACCGUUUGUGAACAAUCCACAGGUUAAUUACUGGCUGGGUCCAGAUGCUCAUGCUGUGAAUUACGUACUCCGAGGCGGAGACCUGUUCAAUAUGGUGUUGCUUGUACCAGAUGAUAUCCCUGAGGAUUCUCUUGCAUCGACGAUCGAAGGGAAUGUGGAGGAGAUGUGCGCUUUGUUUAAAGGCUGGGAUCCACGUAUUCAAAAGCUACUCAAGCUCUGCCAGUCGGUGCAGAAAUGGAGGCUUUGUAUCCGAUUCGGGGAAUUCGACUGGUCUCACCCAUCCGGUUCAUGGAUAAUGCUGGGCGAUGCGGUGCAUGCAACCCUGCCGUAUCUAGCUUCAGGGGCCGGUAUGGCAUUCGAAGAUGGUGCUGUUCUCGGUGAAUGCCUAUCUCGCCUUCCCGAUCAUUACAAUCUCGAAAAGACGUCGCCCGAGUUUCUGAAGGCCAAAAGGCACGCCCUGUCCGUAUUUCAACGGUGUCGUAAGGAGCGUACAAAAAUGGUGGUUGAAAGGGGAAAUAUCCAACAAUAUUUAUAUCAUCUGCACGAUGGGCCCGAACAACAGGCAAGGGAUUGGAAGAUGCAGAUGACACCGACGCCUGAAGGCGAGGCUCUGGCUUGGAGAGAUCCUGGGUUGGCUCCGAAGCUAUUGGGAUAUGACCAUAUUGCCGAUCUGGAACGCCGAGCGAUCUUCUCCAAGCGCUGGAUUCUCCUCACCCAUUCAAGCCGAUUCAACCAACAAGGCGAUUUCCUCUCCUUCACCGUCGCAAACUUUUCAUUCUUCUUAAUCCGGGGCCGUGAUGAUACUAUCAAUGGUUUCCACAAUAUCUGCCGGCACCGCGCAUUCCCAGUCGUACAGACUCGUUCCGGAUCGACCUCCAUUCUUAGCUGCAAGUAUCAUGGUUGGUCCUAUGGGCUCAAAGGCAAUCUAGCCAAAGCACCGCGCUUCGACACUGUUCCGGAAUUCGAUAAAACCCAACAUGGAUUGCUCCCCAUACAUGUCCAUAUCGACAAGGCCGGCUUCAUUUGGGUGAAUCUGCAAGCGGGCUUGCCGGAUGUGCAAUGGGAGGACGACUUCCGAAGAAUCGAUGAACAGCCACGAAUGCAAGAGUUCGACUUUGCCGGGGAAUACACAUUCGAUCACUCCUGGGAAAUGGACUUGGAUGCAAACUGGAAGGGAGUGAUUGAGAACUAUAAUGAGUGCUAUCAUUGUGCAACUUCUCAUCCGCUCAUCAGCGGGGUGUCGGAUCUUCCUCGGUAUCGCGUGGAGCCCACAGCAGGAUACAUGGAGCACCACAUUUUCAACAAAGAACAGAUCGAUGCUCAGUUUAAACGGGCAAUUACUUAUUUCUUCCCCACCACCUCAGUCACCGUCACUGACAAAUUCUUCUAUAUUCAACGCAUGAUUCCGGUUUCCGCAACCAAGAGUAAAAUUGAGAACGAAGUGUAUCGUCAUCAAGAUGCGACAGACAAAGAGUUCGAUGAUAUCAACGCGUUUUAUCGGCAGGUGCUUGACGAGGAUAAGGAGCUGUGCGUGGGAGCACAGGGCAAUCUGGGCGCCGGGGUCUUUGUCAACGGCGAGCUUCACCCAGACAAGGAAAAGGGCCCGCUUCAUUUUCAGAAGCAUGUGAAGGAGGUGCUCAUGGCGCACCGGAAGAAGGAAGAGCAACAAGGUGGACGAGAAAUCUGGCCUGCACUUCCUAAGCUAUCUGGACAGAUGACUGAGAAGCUGGCUGGUGAAGAACGAUUUUGUUCACAAUUAGAGGCUGCCACUUGCCUGAACCGGCCGGAGCUGACAUGGUGA